AUGGUCGAACGUGAAACACCGCAAGGCUUAUGGCGGCCGUUCGAGGGCCAAGAUGUUCAGGUGGAGUAUGUCUUGGGGGAUCCUUUGCUGCGGCUUUUCCUCCAGAGGGAGGCGGACAGCCCAACUUUCUCUGCCGAGUUCAAGGCCCCUGACAGAGCGGGAAUCCUGAAGUUCGUCUUGCGGCACGCCAGGCUGGGAUACAGCUCGCUGCUCAUCCAUUCCCUUGCCCCGUUACGAACUCCCCGCACUGACGACGCGGAUCAGCUGCAGCCCAGCGGCGGCUUUUACUACUUCGUAGCUGUCGCCGUUCUCCUCGGUAUGCCACACUUGCCUCUGUGA
This is a messenger RNA of Eimeria mitis, 339 nucleotides long. RefSeq lists its product as uncharacterized. The transcript is spliced from 4 exons. The record is from RefSeq and is a predicted model, not a curated record. Bases 1 to 339 code for a protein of 112 amino acids. NCBI's taxonomy places the organism in Eukaryota, Apicomplexa, Conoidasida, Eucoccidiorida, Eimeriidae. Gene Ontology annotation, cellular component: oligosaccharyltransferase complex; endoplasmic reticulum membrane.